UGCAGAAGAGAGGCAGGCUAUAGGCUACAUUUAUCGAUAAAAUAAUUAAUUCCAAACAAACUCCUCCUACUCCCGUGAAACGUUCAACCCUUGUCUCCACCAUCCACACAAUAACUGCGAUGUCAAGUAGAGCAAGACUACAGCUUGCCUGAAGACGAGCGAACCGACCGCACUCCGUCAACCCAUUAACCGCACGGUCCAUAGCAAUUUCCAUUAUCCCGUACUGAAUUGUAAGCGGCGAGGACCACUGCAAUAUCGCCACUGAAUGAACCCGGACAGAGUGAGGGGGAAAGAGAACGAGAGAGACAGAGAACGAGAGAGACUAGGAGAAGGAGAACGGGAGACGGGGAGAGAGAUACGGGGUUUGGAGCUCUAUAUCUAGCCAGUGCUGGCAACGGCCGCAAGAUGCUGAGAGCCGCUCUGCUCCAACCAGCUGCUUUUACUCCCGUCUCAAAGCGCUGACAGCCAGUGAAGAGAACUCUAAAUGGGCGUUUUUACCGUCUGUGUUAAUUCUCAAGGAUCCACGGUUGGAUAUUUCGGAAAUGAAGCGCAUGAAAGAUGUGAGCAUCGAGAAGUGUUCUUAUAGUGUUUAGCCUAUCUACUGCCUCCUCAAGUCACUUCAGUGAAUGAGUAUUUAUUUUCAUAAUAAAUACACAUUUUUUAAAAAGGAUUUACAUUUUGACAUAGCAGGACUACCCAACUUUUCAGUGUGUUUAGUUGUCUGUUUUGCGGUCUCUGUCUGGGAAACAGAGAUCUCAGGAUACAUCAACUCCGUGGAAAACGGCGACUUGAGAUCUUCCCGCGACUGAACAACAUUUUACUGCUGUUUCACCCCUAUCUCCCUCUGCAAGCAUCUCCUUUGGGUGGGAUUGCGCCCGAUGCUUGCCCAUUGUUUGUCUCUUUGUUCCGUCCUGUCAUUUGUUUGUUUGUUUCACAGCAUGGCACGAUGAUUCACAUGCUUAUCCAAUAAAAUUAAUUCAAAUUAUGCAUGUAACAGUGGGGCCUAAUGCGUUCUGUUAUGCUAAAUUCCUAUGACUAAAUGCAAAAACAAGCAUCCCGUACCCUAAGGGUUUUGCCUUUUUGCCAGGACUUGGCAGAUCAGAUAAUCAGUGUUGAAGCCACUAAAAACAAGUCUGCGUGUGCCUCGUUGCAGUUACGCUGGAAAACGCAACCAAUGUGGCCCUCGGGAGCGGGGAGCAGGCAGCCCUGUCCGCGGGAGUCGGCGCUCCGCAGGGCGGCAAUCAGUGGCAACGUCCUCGCCCUGCCGCCGCACCACGUCCCCACGGGAAGGAGUGUCCGGGUCUUCAUCAGCGCCAACCCUGACGACACAGAAGCGGAGAGGAAUGCGCUGAAAGAGCAUGUCUACCCCAAACUACGGGACUUCUGCAGGGAGAACUACGGAAUUGAGUUCCAGGUGGUGGACCUGUACUGGGGUGUGGACCCGGAGGAGUGGGACAGCCCAGACCUGCAGCGCCUCAGGAUGAAGCUACUAGAGGACUGCCUCCAGACCUCCGCCGGGCCUUGUUUUGUUGGGCUGGUGGGGGAGAAGUAUGGCAGCAUCCGCGUGCCGGGGGAGGUGGAGGCUCCGGAGUUCGAGAUGAUCCUUGACGCGGCGGUGGAGGCGGGGCUGGACACGCACGUCCUGGAAGAGUGGUAUUGCCGAGAUGAGAACGCCGUGCCGCCGGCCUACUACCUCAAACCCAAAGCCCAAAUGUUGAAGAACUACCAGAACUCGAUGGAGUCGAGCAGUGUGGCCAAGACCAAGAACGACAAAGCGUGGAGGAACGUGUCUGAGGAGAUCAAGAGGAUCUUCCGGAGGUCGGUUCUGCAGCUCCAGGAGAAGGGAGCCAUGAAACCCCCUCAGGCCAAGAAAUUCCUCUGCUCUGCCUUGGAGGAUGAACUGGACUUCGCACUGGGCCAACAAACGCCAGCCUUCCUCAAGAAAUGUGUCUGCUACAUCCGCAAGAUCUCCAACUUCGACCGGCACGCCAAACUCCCGGAGAUGGCCAAGUACAUGGACAUUGUCGUGUCCGAGGACCGCGUCAUGCGCAACCAGGAGGCCUACGAGCGCCUGCUGAAGGUGCGCGACGAGUUCAUCCCGACGGUGGUGGCGUCGUCCAACCUCCGCGUCUAUUCGUCGGUGACACACUGCGACAUGAAGCUGGGCUACUCCCAGGAGGUGGAGAGCCACUACGUGGAAGGCCUCUGCAAGCAGUUCUACGAGGACAUGGUGGACAUCAUCCAGGCCACAGUGCAGCAGAACUUCGACACCGAGACGGACCCCCUGUACGACGAGAUCCUCCAGCACCUGUCGCUGUGCAAGGGCCUGUCCGCGUUCUACGAGUACAAGAGCGAGACGCUGGACCUGGUGCGCGAGUACAUGCUGCCCUCCAAGGGCAGUAGAACGAGCCCCAUGGUGGUCUACGGGGGUCCCUGCACCGGGAAGACUCUGCUGCUGGCUGAGGUGGCCAAACAGGCCUAUAUGUGGCUGCAGAAGGAGAUGGGCCCCGAGACAGACCCAGUGGUGGUGGUGCGCUUUGUGGGCUCCUCUGAGUUCGCCACAAACCUACGAACCCUCCUGCAGAGUGUCUGCGAGCAGAUAGCAAUCAACUACCGUUGCCUGAUCCACUUCCUGCCCAACAAGAUCCAGGAGAUGCGGGAGCUGCUGGUCAACCUCCUGAGCGAGUCCUCCUUCCACCGGCCCCUGGUCAUUGUCCUGGAUGCCCUGGAGCAGCUCUCGGAGGCCGACGAGGCCCGCAAGCUGUGGUGGCUCCCGACACACCUGCCUCGUACUGUCCGCAUUGUGGUCUCAACGUUGCCAAACAAGCACGGGAUCCUCCAGAAGCUGCGCUGUCUGAUCCACGACGACACGCGCUACAUAGAGCUGGUUCAGCGGGACCGUAAGGCGUGCAGUCAGACACUGAAGCAGCAGCUGUUGGGGGUGCGGAGGAAGGUGACCUCGGGGCAGCAGAUCUACGUCAAUGAGGCGCUGGCCAAGUGCACGUUACCCAUGUUUGUCAACCUCAUCUAUCGGGAGGUGGUGCACUGGCGCUCACACAAGGACGUGGACGAUCGCUCGCUGUGCUCCACGGUACACGAGAGCAUCGAGCAGCUCUUCUACUCGGUAGAGAACAAGCUGGGACAGAGGUUCGUGUUUAGGGCCCUGGGCUACAUCACCAUGGCCAAGGCAGGGCUGACAGAGGUGGAGCUGGAAGAUAUUCUGUCGUUGGACAACAGUGUUCUGGGUGAUAUCAUGGUGAGUUCCAAUCUGAAAAACCCUCUGAGGAUCUCCUACGACCUGGUGGCGAGGCUAAAGGAGGAACUGGAGGGCUACCUGAUCGAGAGGCAGGUGCGUAAUGUCACAUUGAUGGUGUGGGCCAAUAGGCACCUGCACCUUAUUGCCCAAAAGCUGUAUCUUAGCAACGAGGAGGACGUGCACCAAAUGCACAGCCUGCUGGCUGAGUACUUUCUAGGCGCGUGGUCAGGAGGCAGAAAGAAGAUCUUCCACUGCGACAACAACCAUUUCGCCUCCCUCAACAUCUCACAACACAAGAACCCCCACCCACAGCAGCCAUCUCACAAAGAAGCAUCCGCAGAGAAGUACUCCUACGAUAGGCAGACUCCAGAGCAACCCUGGGUGUUCCAGUGCAACCUCCUGGAGCCCGACAUCUUCUUCGUCAACCACAGGAAGAUGACAGAGCUCCUCUACCACCUCACGCGAAGCGGCCGCACAGAUGACCUGAUGUACGGGGUCAUAAUGAACUUCAGUUGGCUCUACACCAUGAUCAAGAUAGGGCAGUUUGAGAAGGCGUUGAACGACAUCGACAUGGCCUACAGCUAUUCCCAGGAAAAGGAACUGAAGUUCUUGGCCUCCACGCUGCGCAGCAUCAAGGUCAAAGUCAUGAAGAACCCGUCAUCCCUGUCCGCAGAGCUGCAGCAGAGACUCCUCCCAGUGGUCACCUCCCUGCCUAAACUCCGACACCUCCUCUUGGAGUGCGACAAAGACGGCCCCAAGUACUGCUCCAUCGUGCCACUCCACUCAUCGAUGGACGUCACCUACAGUCCUGAAAGGCUGCCGCUGUGUUCCAGCUAUAUGCAGAUUGUGGAGAUCCUUCCCACGUUGGCCCCCAACAUCGUUCUGGUGGCCCUGGAGGAUGGGUCCGUCAGCACCUGGGACGUGGAGAGCAGGCAGCUCCUACGGCAGAUUGACACGGCGCGCUCCGUUGUCCUUGGCAUUCGGCUAACCAGUGACGAGAAGUACCUGGUGGUGGCGACUACCAAGAACACGCUGCUCAUAUAUGAUAACCAUAAGUCCUGCCUUCUGUCUGAAGUGGACAUCAAGGGAUCCAAGCAGUGUGGUAUCACAGGAGGGGUGACGUUCAUCAACGGCUUCACCCUGUCUAGCCAUCACGCCUUAGCCUGGCUGGAGGCAAGUAAAGACAUCAACGUCAUUGAUCUGCUAUACGGCUGGCCCCUCUACCAGUUCCACUGCUGGUACGAGGUCACCUGCGUCCAGUGCUCCCCUGACGGAAUGUAUGCCUUCUGUGGGCAGUACCUCAACACCACAUCUGUCUUCCAUCUGGGGACUGGAGACAAACUGGCCACGGUCACGUCCGAGUUCUCUGGGGGAUUUGUCAAGUCUAUCUUAGUCCUGGACACCAUUCACCAGAUGGUGAUGAUCGACAAUGAGGGGAGCCUGUCAGUUUGGAACACCAAAGAGAUCACUAAUCCAAAACUAAUGGAAGAUUACGACUGCAGAGGGGAUGAGAGUGAGGUGGUGGGAAUCGAGCUCUCGGAAGACCAGCGCUCCAUCCUCAUCUGCAAAGACAAGAGCAUUGAGGUCCUAGACACCAAGUUGUGGAAAAUGGCAGAGAAGUUUAAGGCUAAACGUGCCGAGCGUUUUGUGGCUGCUGUCCUCUCCAAAAAUGGCCAAAGUAUCGUGGCCUCAAUGGAAAACACAUCAUCUAUUUUUGUGUGGAGGAGAGACAGUGGGCAGUGUAUGGCCAGCCUGAUUGAGAUCUCUGGUGCCAUCGUGAAACUAAUCAAGUCCACUCACCACAACCUGCUCCUGUCUGUGGCUAGCAGUGGAGUGCUUUCAGUCUGGGACAUUGACAUCAUCACCGCCAUGUCCAACAUUGACAAAACAGGCAAGAGGAUCCAGAGUUUACAGCUCUCUGGAAGGGAAGACUUUGUGUUCACCAUGGACGGCUCCGAAGCUAUUCACAAGUGGAACUUCAGCACCGGAUUCAUUGAGACUAUCUUCAAGCAUGAGGGCUUGGUGGAGAACUGUGUGCUGACCUCUUCUGGGGAUCUCAUGGUUACGUCGGAUGACAAGUGUAGCCAGUAUGUCUGGCACACAACCACAGGCGAAAACAUUUUUCGCAUCAAUGGACAGAAGAUAUCCCAGCUCCUGAUGACUCACAACGACCAGUUUGUGGUUUCCCUCUGCGAACAGAACUGCUCCAGAGUCUGGAGGCUGGCCACUGGACACAAGGUGUGCAACAUCCUGGUUACCCUUCAGAAUGCACUGAUCACCACCGCAAAUACCUUCAUAGUGGGAACCACUAAAAACAAGCUGCUUGCCGUCAGCCUCUGGUCAGGAAGUAUUUCCAAGAAGUUUGUCUGUGACGAUGGUAUUAGCAUUGUCAACUUCAAGCUCAUUCCCGACUGCCCUGACUUUGUGGUAUUCAUUACAUCUACAGAGACUGUAUUUAUUUGGAGCGUGGCAGAUGAGUCUGUCUGCAGACGUGUCCAGCUGCCUACUAACUUCCUCAAAAACCUGGAGGACUUUCAGAUUUCCCCCAAUGGCAAACUAGGCAUUGUCUCCAAGGGCGAUGAGAACGUUAACGUGUUGGACCUUCACAGCGGGAAGCUAAGACUCGUUCACGCCGCCGGUAUUAUCUGGCGGCAAAAGCUGUCCAGGGACGGGCGAUACCUGGUAUACGUUUGCUUCCGGAACUGUGAUGAGGAUGACGAAGUGGGCGUGGUGUCCAACCUAAUCGUUAUGCGCCUGGCAGACGGGAAGAGCAUAGGGACGUGCUCCCUCUACAAAACGCCCACCUUUCUCUGCCUGUCCCAGCGUGCGCUCAACAUUAUCAUCGGCUUCGAGGACGGAAGCAUCGGCACAUACACGGUGGUGGACCGCGUGGACGCCGCGCUCAAGAUCAAGAUCGCCACGUCCAACAGCCGGCAGAUUGUCAACAACGCCUCGCAGAAGGUGCGGCCCAAAUGCGGCAACCACAGCUUCAAGACCAUCGCCGACUGCGUGUGGAGGGAGUCCACCGAGGUCUUCUCCAGGGAUAGUCCCAUCAACGUGUCCGACUCAGGGGAGCCGGAGAGCACCACUCCCACCAAAAAGAGUGAACUGCUGCAGUGAGAGUGUGGGUGGAGAUGAGGGAGGGGUGCAGUUGACUCUUGUUUACAGCCACCUGAUUCAGCUGCAGAUGCCAGUCCUCAGUAUAGCCUACUCUGGUCUGAAUGCUAACAUAACGCUGCACUCAAGUCAUGUAUUACUAAGACCUACAGACUAUGGUGUUUGUUUUUUCAUGAUGACGGUUAGAUUCUGAGUAGUUUUUAAUUGUAAAAAUACAGUCACUCUUAAAACGAUUGGCCCCCUAAAUAUAGACGAACAAAAAAGCCUUUUGAAAAUAAGCAACACCGAUAUUGAAUUGCAAUUUUACAACUUGCAGAGCAGAUUGCACUUCAUUCAUUAUUUAGGGGAAUGUUGUUCCCAAAUUAUUGGCACCCACAUUUCAGUACUUCAUGUACCUCCCCUUGCAGAGUUUUCUACUGAGCCUUGUCCUAUAUUGUUCAUGGGAUUGAACAAAUACUGCAAGGGAUCUUAGAUAAUUCUUCCAUACAGCAUCUCUCAUAACCCUUGAUAUCCUUCAGACUUAUUUUGGUCAAAAACCUCAGACUCCACACUUGAAUCCCAUUGAAAAACCUGUGGUUUGAACUGAAGAGGACAUUCCAUGAAAGCAGAGAAUGGAAUCUCAAGGAUCCAUAAAAAAUUGUAAUGUAAGGCUCAGUGCACAAAGUUCUGAAAACAAGGGCUCCAAUCAUUUGGAAAUUUUUACUCGUACAAUUUAGGAAAUAUGUCAUUCUGGUUAUUUCCCUUGAAUCAUUAAAAAUCAUAUUUAUGCCACAUUGAAAAAAUGCAAUACCUGUGUAUUUUUGCUCAUUUUAUCAAGGGCCAAUAAUUUUUUAAGUGACUGUAUAUAAUAUAUACAUAUAUAGGUAACUAUAUAUAGAGUACCAGUCAAAACCUUUGGAGACACCUACUGUUUUAAGAGUAUUUCUUUAUUUAUACUAUCUACCACAUUGUAGAAUACUAGGGAAAACAUCAUAACUAUGAAAUAACACAUGGAAUCGUGUAGUAACCAACAAUGUGUUAAACAGAUCAAAGUACAUUUAAUAUGAUUCUUCAAAGUAGCCAUCUUUUGCCUUGAUGACAGCUUUGUAUACUCUUUGCGCUCAGCUUUCAUGAGGACUGCCAGAGGAAAAGAAGACCCAGAGUGACCAGCUUCCUAACUGGCAAUUAACUGCACUUCAGGAUGCAGUCCAAAUAAUGCAUCAUAGAGUUAAAGUAAAAGACACAUCUCAAUAUCAGCUGUUCAGAGGAGACCACUUGAAUCAUGCCUAUUUUGUCGAUUUGCUCCAAAGAAGCACCUACUGAAGGACACCACUAAGAAGAAGAGACUUGCUUGGCCUGAGAAACAUGAUCACUGGAGAUUAGACCAGACUUCUUAGGGAGUUUUUCCUAGACACUGUGCUUCCAAAUAUUUGUUGCUUGAUCCUUGGGGUUUCAGGCUGAUGAUUUUCAACUGCUGAUGUAAAAGGGGCUUUAUAAAUACAUUUGAUUAAUUGAUUGACCAGUGGAAAUCUGUUCAAAUUUGAGAUUUUUUAUUUGAACCACCUCGUGUUUAUGAGACGCAUGGUGGGUGAACGGAUGAUCUCAGCACAUGUGGUUCUUACGGUGAAGCGUGGAGGAGGGGAUAUAAUGGUAUGGGGGUGCUUUGCUGAUAACACUGGCUGUAAUUUAUUUAAAAUUCAAGGCACACUCAACCAACAUGGCUCCAAAGCAUUCUUCAGCAAUCAAUUAUCCCAUCUGGGUUGCGAUUAAUGGGACUAUAAUUUGGUUUCAACAGGACAAUGACCCAAAACCCACCCAAUUGAGAUGGUUUGGGAUGAGUUGGACCGCAGAGUGAAG
Molecule: messenger RNA, 8209 nt
Organism: Esox lucius (northern pike)
Lineage: Eukaryota; Metazoa; Chordata; Actinopteri; Esociformes; Esocidae
Product: NACHT and WD repeat domain-containing protein 2
Exons: 7
Coding region: 1040-6376 (1778 amino acids)
Molecular function (GO): protein binding
Source: RefSeq, a predicted model, not a curated record